Lactuca virosa is the source of this 561-nucleotide messenger RNA. Lineage: Eukaryota; Viridiplantae; Streptophyta; Magnoliopsida; Asterales; Asteraceae. The record is from the annotation of a GenBank genome assembly.
AUGAACAAAAUUUUGCAAAGUGCUUCCGAAAGAGAGCUUCAGAAACAAAUGGAUAGUGACAUGAUGAUACUAAUAAUGGACACAUCGAACAUGAUCAGGGAGGAGCUUGAAGUUGUUAUGGCGAUGAAAGCCAACGUAAAAAACGUUAUGUUAAGUAGAUCAGCACCCACAUUCGUCGCCUUCAACCAUCGCAAUCGACUGCAAUCAAAUCGUCACCAACCUUCCUUCUGCGACACCAAGCUAAUCGGGAAGAUUAUAAGGAUGAUGAGUGGAACUAUCAGGCGGAAGGCUUUGUCUCUGUGCUCAUCUGCAGUGGCUAAUAAUGCAUUUGGAAGAGGAUCAAAACUAGUACCUGAAAUUCAUCAAGGUAUGCAUGCAUUCUCCUACAUAAGAGUGUGCUCCGUUUAUUCAAAAGCCUUAAGGGACGUAUCAUCGUUUAAAACUGAUUUUCUAACCCCAAAAUGGGUUAGAUCUUUUUCUUCACACAGUGGGCCCACAGUUUGUGGUGAUAUCAGUGAACCAAUUGCCCAAAUUCAAACAGAUAAGGUAUUUAACAGCUAA